Molecule: messenger RNA, 1711 nt
Organism: Cryptococcus deneoformans JEC21
Lineage: Eukaryota; Fungi; Basidiomycota; Tremellomycetes; Tremellales; Cryptococcaceae
Product: expressed protein
Exons: 3
Coding region: 230-1630 (466 amino acids)
Biological process (GO): lipid metabolic process
Source: RefSeq, a predicted model, not a curated record
AUAACCUUCUCUUUUCCUCCUCUUUCUUCUUCAUCAUUAUUCUUUGCAAGCCACACCUUGAACAGGCGCAUACAAAAUUUGGACAAAGUAAAAGCUGGGGAGGAGUUUGGUAACUCGCCUCCUCUAUACGUGCGGAUACGCUACCGGUAUUCCAUCUUCUAGACCAUUACACUAUUCAUUACGGACAACUACAGCAUUCAUUGAGCAUUUUGUCAUCGACGUCAGAUCCAUGUCCGUUUUCCCCACGACCUCUUCACCGUUUGGCCUCCUGGAACCCAUUCAUGCCUAUAUUUUAUCCAAUACGGAGCAGUUGACUUGGUCAAAUUGGUGGAAGCUACUUGUUAUUCCCUUCAUACCACUGUAUCUGCAGGCUCUUUUGCUCCGAAGAGAGCAUACGCGAAAGGAAAGGGUGGCCCUGGCAGCUUUAGGAUUGGGAUUGCUGUGGCAUGCGGGGCUCAGGUAUCGAUUCUUACAGCCUUGGUUUAAUGCCUUCAACAAUGGCCUCGGUAUAGGCUACAUGACAAUAUCCGUGCGAUAUUUGGAAUUCGCUUUCAUUGAAGCAAGGCUUGUUGACGAAUACUGGGAGAGCAGAGGAAGGCAUUGGUCAGUUGCGGCCUUUGACGUCUGCAUAAAUGCAAGACGGCUUGGUUUGGGGCCGGAGAGUCUAAAGCAGACGAGCCCAUCGCCACAAGUCAACUUCAACGAUGAUAGCUCCCACAACAGAAACCUGGCUUCAUACGGACGCGCCGUUGUUGAUGGCGAUGCAACCAUCCGUCGGUCGCAGACAUAUCCAAUAUGGGUAGUCAAACCAUCUUUGCCACUGUCCAGAUCGCAAGCCGUUUGGCGGCACUUUAUAAUUUUCUUUCGAAAUUAUAUCAUCUGCGAUACAAUGCUAUCUUUAUUGCGGGCAUACGGAUCCGACACCAUAGGAUCUUUUUCUCCCGUACCAAAUGCUCUUUACCAAUUUUCACAUGAAAAUACGUUUGUCGUGUUUCCGAAAGUGGGCGGAGGCUUAACGGCCCCACGAUGGCUCGCAGAAUCGGCAGCUGUUAUCUGUGUGGCAAUAUGUGUCUGGUUGGCUUUGAGUAUGGCGUAUCAUUUCUUGGCAACGAUAGCUGUAGGGACUGGCUUGUAUGAGGCGGAAGCGUGGGAAGUGGAUUUGUUCGACAAUCCAUUAGCAGCAGAUAGUUUGCUAGAUUUCUGGGGACGUCGAUGGCAUCAGUUCUUUAGACAUCAGUUUAUGAUGCUGUCCACUCUCAUUUUAAGGGCUCUCGACCUACCUGUCUCUUCACCUUUUAUUGUUUUUCUUUCCUUCUUCUUCUCCGGCGCAAUGCACGCACUUGGUCAGUACCUCAUGGAUCCCGUACCCGCUCUUCUCCCGAUUUUUGCCCUUUUCCCCUUGUCAGGUUUCGGCUGUGCGCUCGAGGUGAUGUUCAAGCGCAUCACAGGCAGAAAAGUUAAGGGUUUCUGGGGCAGAGUGUGGGCUUGGGCAUGGAUGUUGAGUACCGGAAGGUGGGCGGCUAACGCAUGGUUCGAAAGUGGUGUUGGGGGAAGCUACCUCUGCCCAGCAUACAUAGGAGACUGGCUGAGUCCAUGGGUGCAGGAAUGGAUCAUUGAGAGAAAAGCAUGAUGUUGACAGUAGUGAUGGUGAUAUACGUAUGUGCCGGCUCGCAGUUGUAGAGUUGUUGCUCUUGCCACAUGAUGAUCAUGA